This is a messenger RNA of Fundulus heteroclitus (mummichog), 775 nucleotides long. It is a transcript of the gene fgfbp1a, whose product is annotated as fibroblast growth factor binding protein 1a. Gene Ontology annotation, biological process: cell-cell signaling. Gene Ontology annotation, molecular function: growth factor binding. The record is from RefSeq and is a predicted model, not a curated record. The transcript has 2 exons. The coding region runs from base 73 to 681 and encodes 202 amino acids. Lineage: Eukaryota; Metazoa; Chordata; Actinopteri; Cyprinodontiformes; Fundulidae.
AGAGAGCUCAGAUGUGUCAGCACAGCAAAGGGAACUUUCUCUGAAAGCUUCAGGGUGUGUUCUGUGGAUUUCAUGGCUCUCCUCACCAAUGUAGCCGUUCUGAUGGUCCUUGCUUGUGUUUCCCAUCAGAUGAUGUUGGGUAGCUGUCAUAGGAGCCAUGGGCGUAGAGGACGGGGCGACAGAGGGCAGCGCAAGGAAAGAUCAGGGCUGAGCCAUAUGAAACCUGUUCGAGGCAAACUGGCCACCAAAGAUGGUUCGCAGUGUUCUUGGAACGCAACUGGUGGAGACCCGUUGUUUCUCUUCGUGACCUGCAUGAAGGGGGAAAGAAGCUUUGCCUGUACAUACACAGCCAGAGCAGCUCUUUGUCCCCAGUAUGCCUCAAAUACUUUAGUCUACUGGAAGCAGAUUACCAGAGCCCUGAAGAAGCAAAGCAACCUGUGUCAUAAUGAAACUGCAUCGAUCAGGGCGGGCAUGUGCAAGCAAGCUCCAAGAGAGGCUCAUUUUAGGCUCGUGGUUGCAGAGAAGAAGGGGACUCCCUCGUCUUACGUUCCACCAUCUCCAAACAGAGCAGCCAAAUCCUGCCUGCCUAAAAAUCAGGAACUGGCCAAAAAGCUCUGCAGUGACUCCUGGUCCAGUCUGUGCACCUUUUUUUCCACCAUGGUGAAUAAUUAUGAUUGCUAAGACUGGAAUGAAUGAACUAGACUGAAACAUUCUGGACUUGAAGCGUGGUAGUCUGUGCAUGUUUGACAUACAAAAAUAAAAACAAUUCACUCUA